Molecule: messenger RNA, 498 nt
Organism: Hemisphaericaspora subhashii
Lineage: Eukaryota; Fungi; Ascomycota; Pichiomycetes; Serinales; Debaryomycetaceae
Exons: 1
Coding region: 1-498 (165 amino acids)
Biological process (GO): protein phosphorylation
Molecular function (GO): ATP binding; protein serine/threonine kinase activity
Source: RefSeq, a predicted model, not a curated record
AUGUCGUUAAAAGAUCAAACUAAAGAACAAACUGAAGCUACUGCCGGUUUAGGUGAGUUGUCAAUCGACGACAUGGAAGUCGAUGUCACGUCACCUAUUGUCGUUACUGAUGACAGUGAUGGCGAAGACGAUGAUGGUAUUUCUGAUGGUUUUAAGUCCAUUAAGGCUGAAUCGAUUAACGGGAGCAAGAAUGUUCGUGCUGGUGUAUCCGUUAGUCAAGGGUUAGAUUGGGACUCUGUUCCCUUCUCUAACAGAAAGAGACUUGGUCCUCCUGGUCCACCACCUAGCUAUCCAAGCAAGGAUGAGUUAAAGGCUGCUGCUAGUGCUACACCUCAAGUGGACUUCACUAACUUUCAGUUAAGGUCCACAUGGAAGAAAGAGAUCAGGCAAAAUAUUUCCCUGACCUUUCAAAACUUUCAAUUCAAGAAAGAUAAUCUUGCGUGUCAAUCGGAAGCGGUUGAUAUUGGUGUUAAGAUCUAUGUUGGGAUUAAAGAUUAG